Molecule: messenger RNA, 426 nt
Organism: Moesziomyces antarcticus
Lineage: Eukaryota; Fungi; Basidiomycota; Ustilaginomycetes; Ustilaginales; Ustilaginaceae
Product: HIT domain protein
Exons: 3
Coding region: 1-426 (141 amino acids)
Biological process (GO): nucleotide metabolic process
Molecular function (GO): catalytic activity
Source: RefSeq, a predicted model, not a curated record
AUGGCCGCCAAGACCGACGCCAACUGCAUCUUCUGCAAGAUCAUCGCGGGCCAGAUUCCGUCGCUCAAGCUGUACGACUCGGACAAGACCUACGCCUUUCUCGACAUUGGACCCAUCUCGGAGGGCCAUGCGCUGGUGAUCCCCAAGUACCACGGCGCCAAGCUGCACGAUGUGCCGGACGAGCACCUGACUGAGCUGCUUCCCGUGGCCAAGAAGAUCGCCAUCGCAACGGGCGCAGACCAGUACAACAUCCUGCAGAACAACGGCCGCAUGGCGCACCAGAUGGUCGACCACGUUCACUUCCACGUCAUUCCCAAGCCAGACGAGAAGCAGGGUCUUGGUGUCGGCUGGCCCGCUACGCAGCCUGCCAAGGAAGAGCUGUCCAAGCUGCACGACACGAUCAAGGGCCGUCUGGAGAAGCUCUAA